CUCGCUCGAGUGUGCCUCGAUUUGGUUUUCUCGACGAUUUUCCCAACUAACAACAGCCAACCAAUUAGUGAAGAAACCAGAUUUCUCGAGUAUAAUAAAUGCGAUGCUUUUGAUCGUUCCUUGGCAUCAUGUAUUCGCGGGGAUUCACCAACGGGGCCACUCUGCUCUUUCUGGGUCUCGCCGUCUUCUGGUUCUAUAGAUACCCUUCUCACUCUCCUUCUAAUAUGGCCGAAGAAACCCCCAAAUCCGUUUACGAUUUCACUGUCAAGGAUAUCCGUGGAAAUGAUGCACCUCUUACCAAUUACAAUGGAAAGGUCCUUCUGAUAGUCAAUGUUGCUUCCAAAUGUGGUUUAACGCAAUCAAAUUACAAGGAGUUGAACAUACUGUAUGAAAAAUACAAAGAUCAAGGUUUUGAGAUAUUAGCAUUUCCUUGCAACCAGUUUGCUUGGCAAGAACCAGGCACUAAUGAGGAGAUUCAGGACACUGUAUGCACAAUGUUCAAAGCUGAGUUCCCAAUUUUUGAAAAGAUUGAGGUGAAUGGAAAGAAUGCAGCACCACUCUACAAGUUCCUGAAAUCAGAGAAAGGUGGGAUAUUUGGGGAUGCAAUCAAAUGGAACUUCACAAAGUUUUUGAUAAACAAAGAAGGGAAAGUUGUGCAGCGAUAUGCUCCCAGAACUUCACCUCUUAAGAUUGAGAAAGACAUACAGGAUCUGCUGGUACCUUCUUAAGCAAUAAGGUCAGAUCCACCCCAUGUUUAGAAUUGAAAUUAUUGGCACUUUGAUCAGCUGGAAUAGUUUGAAAAUAUCUGUUGAUGUUUUUGAUAAAAAAAAAUUGUUUUAAGAAAUUAUAUGGGCAAUGUCUUUACUGCUUCACGCUCAAGACGGAUCUUGAAAACUAAACUGGUUAUUUUCCAGAGUCCAGACACGUGUUGUCAACUCUAAAGGAUGUUAAAAAGUUCCAAACAAGUAGACCGAUCUUUAAACCCAAAUCUUAGUAUGGUUUGUUUGGCUUGCCUGAAA
Messenger RNA from Diospyros lotus (date-plum), 1019 nucleotides. Its product is annotated as probable glutathione peroxidase 2. Lineage: Eukaryota; Viridiplantae; Streptophyta; Magnoliopsida; Ericales; Ebenaceae. The transcript is spliced from 6 exons. The record is from RefSeq and is a predicted model, not a curated record. Gene Ontology annotation, molecular function: glutathione peroxidase activity. The coding region runs from base 129 to 728 and encodes 199 amino acids. Gene Ontology annotation, biological process: response to oxidative stress. Gene Ontology annotation, cellular component: cytosol.